Penicillium soppii is the source of this 1032-nucleotide messenger RNA. RefSeq names its product DUF3712 domain-containing protein. The coding region runs from base 1 to 1032 and encodes 343 amino acids. NCBI's taxonomy places the organism in Eukaryota, Fungi, Ascomycota, Eurotiomycetes, Eurotiales, Aspergillaceae. The record is from RefSeq and is a predicted model, not a curated record. Gene Ontology annotation, cellular component: fungal-type vacuole membrane. The transcript is spliced from 4 exons.
AUGUCCACUACGAAGACCUCAGUCGUGGAAGAAGAGACCAUCAUCCCCACGCCGGAGAAGCAGAGCUUCGGCGCAAGAGUAGCUGCCCACUUCAAGAAAUGGUGGUGGGUGCACUUGAUCAUCUUCGUGCUUUCCGUCUUGAUCAUUUCGCUACCAGUCGUUUACGUCGCCUAUCCCAACAUCGCGCAAGAUGCCGUUAACGACUCAACCCUCGACAUCAAGCAGAUGGUCAUCAGCGAUCCAACGGCCGACUCCUUCCAGCUCAACCAAACACAAGUGCUCGGCUCGAAGAGCUCGUAUCACCCGCAGAUCUACGCAUUUGAGGCUGCGGUCUCGCUGGCCGGCGCGGCCGCUCCUUUCACCACCGUUACUGUCCCGGGCGUGAUAUCUAAUGAUGGUGCGGAGAUUCACGUCAUGCAGAAGGUCGCUCUUAGCGAUUCUGAUGCGUUUGCUGACUAUACCACGGCUGUUAUGAUGAACGAGGAAGUUUCGUUGAAUAUUUAUGGAAGGCCUGGGUUGAAGGAGGGGGCGUUGCCGCAGACUACGGUAACCUAUAACAAGACAGUUGUUAUGAAGGGACUGAAUAAAUUGGAGGGUUUCGCUGUACCCGAAUUCCACAUUAUGAUCCCCCCAGUGAACGGAUACGACAUGAACGGCACAGUCAUGAUCCCCAACCCUUCUGUCAUGACAAUCACCAUGGGAAACCUGUCUAUGGCCCUCUCGGUCGAUGGAAAAGCCAUGGGUACAACCUACCUCAACAACCUAGUCUUAAAGCCAGGCAAAAAUACCAUCCCCAUGCUCGCAAAGGUUGACCAAUCCGCCAUCAUCGGUCUCCUCUCAUCAAGCAACAGUCCAUAUAAAGAUGGAAUCAUACCAUUUGACAUCACCGGAAACUCGAGCACCUACAAUGGCCAAGACCUGCCGUAUUUCACUAAGGCUUUGUCGGCGAACAAGUUGACAGUCAAGUUGGAUGUUGCUGCUGCGUUAAAGGAGAUUGGCCUAAACAUUAUUAAGUCUGCUCUUACUUCUUAG